AUGGCUAGGUCGACGGGGCUCAGCCAAGCCAUUUUUGCCAUUUUUGCCAUUUUUGCCAGCCCUCAACUCAGCCACUAUCACAACUUUUGUUAUGGCAUAGUCGCCCUCGCGGCUGUAGACGACAUGGCACCUUCGGACGAUGAGAAUGAAAAGCUCUCGCAUGCCGACUUUUGGAACCAGCGCUAUGCCGAGGCCGAAGGAGACCAGCCCACCCAUGAGUGGUUCAGGUCCUUCCAAGACCUCGAGGCCUUUUUCGACCAGAAACUCUUUGGCACCCGUCCGCCAGAAACAGCCCCGAGACUGCUGCAUCUAGGAUCAGGGGAUAGUACCGUGCCGCAAGAGCUUGCCGAAAAGGGAUACAACCAUCAACUUUGCGUCGAUUUCUCCGCCGUGGUGGUAGACCUCAUGUCGAAACGCCAUGCCGAGAUCAAAGGUAUCGAGUGGAAGAAGCUGGAUGUCCGCCAUAUGGACGAUAUCCCUCCGAGCUCCAUAGAUGUGGCAUUUGAUAAGGGAACACUGGACGCAAUGAUCCACGGCAGUCCUUGGAACCCCCCAGACGACGUGAAGAAAAACACCUCCGAAUAUCUCCGAGAGGUUUUCCGUGUCUUGAAAGAUGACGGCAUGUUUCUCUACGUGACAUACCGGCAACCUCACUUUAUUAGGCCGCUUUUGAACUGCGAAGGGACCGACUGGGAUAUCGAUAUGGAUGUUCUGGGUGCUGGUGACAGCUCCUUUGCCUACCACGGCUUCGCCUUGACCAAACGCUCGGGCGCAGGUCAAUAA
Anthostomella pinea is the source of this 783-nucleotide messenger RNA. The record is from the annotation of a GenBank genome assembly. NCBI's taxonomy places the organism in Eukaryota, Fungi, Ascomycota, Sordariomycetes, Xylariales, Xylariaceae.